Molecule: messenger RNA, 518 nt
Organism: Notolabrus celidotus (New Zealand spotty)
Lineage: Eukaryota; Metazoa; Chordata; Actinopteri; Labriformes; Labridae
Product: cytochrome c oxidase subunit 6B1-like
Exons: 4
Coding region: 143-403 (86 amino acids)
Cellular component (GO): respiratory chain complex IV; mitochondrion
Source: RefSeq, a predicted model, not a curated record
CACGUUUCCAAACAUUCUUCCACCCUGGAGCGUGAAGGUCUGUCUUCCCGGCAUGCACUGCGAGUGAGCGGCCCAGAGAGACGCUGAGGAUAGAGAUUAUAGAGGAAUUUCUCUGUGAAAGAGAUCAUCCAAAAAACUGAAGAUGUCCGACCCAAUUGAGGAGAAGAUCAAGAACUACAGGACGGCUCCUUUUGAUGCCCGCUUCCCCAACACCAACCAGACCCGCAACUGUUUCCAGAACUACCUGGAUUUCCACAGAUGUAACAAAGCUCUGGCUGCUAAGGAUCAGGACACAGCUCCCUGCGAGUGGUACCAGAGGGUCUACAAGAGCCUCUGCCCCAUGAGCUGGGUGCAGAAAUGGGACGAUCAGCUGGAGGCGGGAAGUUUCCCUGGAAAGAUCUGAACGCACACCUUCCUCUCCACCUCUCUCCUCCUCUCCUCCUCUCUUUAACUUAAUGUGAAGCAUCUGCUCGUUCUGUACAGAAGCAACUAAAUAAAUGAUAUAAUAUUACUGUGAA